CCCGACAGCGCCCGAGCACCCCGCCCCGCUGCGGCCCGAGCCGGGCGCCGCCAUGUGUCCCCGCAGGUGCGCGCGCUGCGCCGGCCACUCGCUGCUGUGGCUGGCCGUCCUCUGCCUCGUGGCGAACGUCCUGCUCUACUUCCCCAACGGGGAGACCCGAUACGCCGCCGAGGGCCACCUCAGCCGCUUCGUGUGGUUCUUCUCCGGCCUCGCGGGAGGGGGCGCGCUGAUGUUCCUGCCAGCAUUUGUGUUCAUCGGCCUGGAAGAGGACGACUGCUGUGGCUGCUGUGGCCAUGAAAACUGUGGCAAGAGAUGUGCGAUGCUUUCUUCUGUACUGGCUGCUCUGAUUGGAAUCGCAGGAUCUGGCUACUGCGUCAUCGUGGCAGCCCUGGGCUUGGCGGAAGGACCACUAUGUCUUAAUUCUCUUGGCCAGUGGAACUACACCUUCGCCAACACUGAUGGACAGUACCUUCUGGAUACCUCCACAUGGUCCCAGUGCGUUGAACCCAAACAUGUUGUAGAAUGGAAUGUCUCUCUGUUUUCUAUCCUCUUGGCCCUCGGUGGAAUUGAAUUCAUCUUGUGUCUCAUUCAAAUAAUAAAUGGAAUGAUAGGAGGAAUAUGUGGCUAUUGCUGUUCUCGCCGACAGCGAUAUGACUGCUAAAAGAACCACCCCAAGACAGCACCGCAACCUUCCUCUAUUUCAUUUUUAAUUUAUAUAUUUGACUUGUAUUAAUUUGUAAAACUUUGUACCAGUGUAUCAUACUCCACAUAGUCUACUUUUAUAAAUGUGUAUAAAGACUGGCAUCUUCAUGUGAUGUCAGUGUUUGAGCGUAGCAAACAGACCUUUUUCUUAGGAUAGAGAAAAUAAAUUAAGCAAAUUAAUAGACUGAAUGACGGUCGGUCCUCAGGGUAGCUGAGGUAAAUGCUGGCCUGAGUAAUGUUUUUGAGAAGCGUUGUAGGGAUAAAUAUCGCGUUCCUGAUUACUACUAUAUGUGCAAGGGUUUAUUAAAUGAAAGAUUUCUAAGUGGCCUUUUUUAAAACCAUGAAGGAGAAAAUCCAACAACUUGAAAAGAUGUGUUCUUUUCACUGUUUAUAUGGUAUUUCCCACUCAUGUGCCUGCAAAUCUCUAACAAGAGGCCUUUUUGAACUGUUCCGUGUUUUGUGAGAGAGACACUUGCCCAGAGCUGGAGGGCCGGUUGAGAGUGCCCUGAGCUAAAUGAAGGAGUCAACACAAGCAAGGUUGCCAAGAGUAUUGCCAGAUCCUAACUCUCUCUGACAGGUGGAAAACUUUUUGUCCUUUGAAGAUAAGCACUAAGGAUCACGUAGUUAAAAAGAAGAAGGCCUGGAUGAUUGGAGAAAAAAAAAAAAGAUGGGAAAUGGAAUAAA
Messenger RNA from Canis lupus familiaris (dog), 1386 nucleotides. It is a transcript of the gene TM4SF1, whose product is annotated as transmembrane 4 L six family member 1. Gene Ontology annotation, cellular component: membrane. The transcript is spliced from 5 exons. NCBI's taxonomy places the organism in Eukaryota, Metazoa, Chordata, Mammalia, Carnivora, Canidae. The record is from RefSeq and is a predicted model, not a curated record. Bases 53 to 661 code for a protein of 202 amino acids.